This is a messenger RNA of Penicillium subrubescens, 831 nucleotides long. RefSeq names its product alpha-L-rhamnosidase. The coding region runs from base 1 to 831 and encodes 276 amino acids. NCBI's taxonomy places the organism in Eukaryota, Fungi, Ascomycota, Eurotiomycetes, Eurotiales, Aspergillaceae. The transcript has 3 exons. The record is from RefSeq and is a predicted model, not a curated record.
AUGAUUGGAACUGGGGAUGAUUGGGAGGCUUCCUUUGGACCUAUCAUCACGUCUGAGUUGUAUGAUGGCGAGGUCUAUGACGCUCGGCGGAAGCCCAAUAUGGAUCAGGAACAAGCCUGGCUGAGAGUUGGCCCUAGUUCGCAAAACAAGUUCAUCCUAGACUCUGGUCAGAAUCUGGUUGGGAGACUACGAGUGAGAGUCACAGGUGCUCCCGGGCAUGUCGUGACAUUCCAGCAUGUCGAAGUUCCAGAGAACGGGGAGUCCACGACUCGUCCCCUCCGACACGCAGCAGCAAAUGAUACACUUAUUUUGUCAGGAGAUGAAAUCAUCUGGGAACCUCGAUACACCAUCUACGGUUCUCAGUUUGUCGAGGUGACCAACUGGCCAUCAUCCGACGACUUGCCAAAAAGUGAGGACAUUGUUGCACGCGUUUUGCACACCGACACGGAGCGUACGGGAUACUACACGACAACAUCAUAUGGGGAAUGCGGGGCAACUUCGUCAGCGUACCUACCGACUGCCCUCAGAGAGAUGAGCGACAAGGGUGGACUGGCGAUAUCCAACACCACAUACGAUGCCAACUCUCUCAGCCAUGAGUUCGAACAGUUGAUGCGUACCAAGCGAUUCAAUCAACUUCACGAUUCAUCCCGGUCGCGAGCUGGAUCUCAGUCGCCUGCGCCUUCGCACGCCAGUCACUCGAUCCCGCCGCCUUCACGAGCGCCGCCACUAGAGCCUGGCUGGAAGAACAUUCUAGUCCGUCCUAUUCCUGGUGGAGAUCUUUCGCACGCCAAAGUCAAGUACCUGAGCCCAUCUGGCAAGCCUGCGAGGUGA